Messenger RNA from Wallemia ichthyophaga EXF-994, 1263 nucleotides. RefSeq lists its product as uncharacterized. The record is from RefSeq and is a predicted model, not a curated record. Bases 1 to 1263 code for a protein of 420 amino acids. The transcript has 3 exons. Lineage: Eukaryota; Fungi; Basidiomycota; Wallemiomycetes; Wallemiales; Wallemiaceae.
AUGUCGCUCAAAGUAAAGCUUAAUACUGAGAGCCUAAAAUUGGGCGAUCAGCUGGACGCGUCGAGGAAGCGCAAGUCAGACGGCGUACACGAUGACGAUGCUUCGACUGUCGUUGGCGACGACGGCGCCCUCAUUAGAAGGCUGCUGGAAAAGAUUAAUCCAUUUCUCCUCGAUAUUCCUAUCGAAGCAGACUCACCCAAGAAGACAAGCCAGUCUACGCUUUCUGGGUAUUUGAAUGACAGUCAGGGCUCGUUGUUCGCCCUGCACGAUGCUCUCCGCAGGUGCACAAUCGAUGGUGAUUGUGAAUUGGCCAUUUCCGUCAUCAACUCGAUUGUCGCACAGAGGAAGGCCAAAUUACCACCAGCAGAAAGCGUAGUCUUGCCAACAUCAUCUGUCCACUCUGAACUAGACAAGUUGGAACACAGUAAACCUCGAUAUGCAUUGCACCAAUCUUGGCCCGACGCCAACUAUUUCACUCAGGCCAGUGAAUUAGACCCGCAGGUAGCGUCGAAACUUGCCCUCGGUGAGGCAUCCUUGGCCCGCGUCCCUGUCCAGUGUGCUCCAAAAGUGAUUGACUCUCCUAAACUCAAGGACAUAUCGCUGCCCAGUCCCCACACCAACGUUAAAUCGUUGACUUAUGGCACGUUCAGGAACAAAGACGUAUCGCAUCUGUACUACGGCACCAACUAUUCGUUCGGUCCAAGCCAUGACUCGACACUUGCUACAAUACCUUACUCUACGUCCCUGAACAUAGCUACGACGUCCAAAAUGAAGGGUGUUGAAGAUCCAACAAUGAUACAUUUCAAAGGACAACGCGUACCAAUUCAGGAAAAUAAAGAGAUUACAAACGAACAAGUGGAUAACACGGGUAUUGAAGAUCUCCCAGCAGCCUACGACAGCCUAAACAAGAGUCACUUAGAGACACAAACCAAGCUAAAACGUAACGCCUUCCUCCUAGCGAAACUAAAGUCACUCGAAGCACACAGACUGAGAUCAACCACACCAUACACCCCAUCAAAAGAAGAAGAGAGUAUCGCGCUCAAACUCACACAUUCAUUCACAGAAAUUCUCGUACAUGAACCGCCAUGGCAAUAUUGCAGCACAGAUCAACUACGCCGCCUUCAUCCAAAGGGCGAAAUGGCGCAGUACUACGGAAAUCUUGACUCUAACCCUGAACACAGUCAUAUGCUGGUAGAUAACAUAGCUGUACUACCUGAAGCUGCCGAAUUGAGGAAGAUGGCCAAACAGACUGCGAGGAUGUGA